Messenger RNA from Erpetoichthys calabaricus (reedfish), 6492 nucleotides. It is a transcript of the gene cpeb4b, whose product is annotated as cytoplasmic polyadenylation element binding protein 4b. Gene Ontology annotation, cellular component: synapse; nucleus; neuron projection. The record is from RefSeq and is a predicted model, not a curated record. Gene Ontology annotation, molecular function: ribosome binding; mRNA 3'-UTR binding; translation factor activity, RNA binding. Gene Ontology annotation, biological process: negative regulation of cytoplasmic translation. Bases 694 to 2862 code for a protein of 722 amino acids. The transcript has 10 exons. Lineage: Eukaryota; Metazoa; Chordata; Cladistia; Polypteriformes; Polypteridae.
UCGCCUGACUGUCAUUUAGCCUCGGUCGGUUCUGAGGAGAAGGACGGCGGCGACGUAGCGCCGGCAAAAGAAAAUUAAAAUAAAAGAAUAACUAAAUACGGACGCGAAAAGGAUAUAUUAACAAAGAUGAAAACUGUCGAAACGUACAUCUGAUAUUUGUAUAGUCAUAUUUCCUUUACGUAACACUACAAUUCGGGGAAUCCGAGAACCGACCGAUGACGUAAUUUUAUCUGUAAAAAUAGUUAAAAUAUACUAUCUCGUACGGCUGUGUCAUUCAGGUCAGCACAAGAAAAAUCGAGUAAAUAGAGAACAUUUAUUUUUAUUAUUGCUAUUAUUUUUUUAACAUUUUAUUUAGGAUACAAUAAAGAACGUUGUUUAUCCGUUGAAGCACUUCAGUUUUCUUUAAUAAUUUGAAGGAUUUUGCUGGGGCUCUUACGAUUUUGAAAAAGGAGUAGAUCGGCCUGGACUGUGUUUUCAGUGGUAAAGAGUCUUUUAACAAACGUUAACAUUCGUUUCAACAGCUAUUUAUCGCCGAAAAGGAAAACUGGCCCAAAUCCCGAACAAACAGAAGACGUCAUCAGAAUUUCCCUGUUUUUAAAUGGUUUUGGCAGGUUAAGGAUCCGAGAGGAACGGACGAAAAGGACAUCUGACAACAAAUACUGUUGGGGAAAGUCAUACUGGAAAAUAUAAUAAAUGGGGGAUUACGGGUUUGGAGUCUUAGUGCAGAAUAACACUGGUAAUAAAUCAGCUUUUCCAGUAAGAUUUCAUCCACAUCUGCAGCCUCAGCAUCACCAUCAAAAUACAUCUCCAAGUCCUGCUGCUUUUAUAAAUAAUAACACAGCUGCUAAUGGCAGCAGCGCUGGAUCAGCUUGGCUUUUUCCUGCAGCAGCUGCCCACAGCAACAUGCAGGAUGAAAUCAUUGGGUCUGAAAAAUCCAAAGCCCAACAGCAGCAACAGGAAAUACAAGAAACACAAGAAAAACAACAGCUCUCUCCUAAUCAUCAGGAAACUGGUAUCAUCUCGGAGCAUGACAAGUCACGACCAGAAGAGAGCAAAGGAGACAGUGGUACUCCCGAGAGUGGAAAUGGCAAGGAGAAAUUGCGAAUUGAGUCCCCAGUAUUAACUGGGUUUGAUUACCAGGAGCCAUCCGGGCUUGGAACCGCUGCUCAAUCCAGCACUACUUCUACAUCAUCCCUGACAGGUUUUAAUAACUGGUCUGCUGCCAUACAGCCCACCCCCUCUACAAUCAUUAAUGAAGAUGUUAGCUUUUUCAACCCAGCAGCUUCUGGCAGUAAUGCCCCAUUGCUCUUUCAGAAUUUCUCACACCAUGUUGGUCCUGGCUUUGGGGGCAGUUUCUCACCUCAGAUUGCACCCAUUUCUCAGCACCAUCCACCCCACCCACAUUUUCAGCAUCCUCACAAUCAGCAUCAACAGCACAGGAGGUCUCCAGCAAGUCCCCAUCCACCACCAUUUCCACAUAGGAAUGCUGCUUUUAGCCAGCUGCCACAUUUGGCCAAUAAUCUCAGUAAACCGGCAUCACCCUGGGGCAGCUACCAAAGCCCCUCCCCAACUCCUUCCUCCAACUCCUGGAGUCCUGGGGGUGGUUAUGGGGGCUGGGGAGGAUCACAGGGCCGGGAUUAUCGUAGGGGUCUCAAUGGAGGUAUGGCACCCCUUAACUCCAUAUCCCCGUUGAAGAAGACCUUCCCCAACAGUCACAUACCAUCACAGAAGUAUUCCCGGACGAACCCAGGUUUCACCCAGAAGUCAUGGCUAGAGGAGAACAUGGCCCGCAAUGAAAACAUCUUCCCAUUUCAGGAACGGACCAGAUCAUUUGAUGGUUUCAAUAUGCACUCACUGGAGAAUUCACUGAUUGACAUCAUGCGAGCUGAGCAAGAUUCUCUUAAAGGUCGCCUAGGAUUCUCUCACCCUCCUGGGGACAACCCUCUACCCAUGAAUGGUCAUUCCUCCUUGUUUCCCAUGGAAGAUGGCUUUCCAGAUGAUGACCGAGCAGAACAGGGUCUUGCCAGCUUGGGUUCUCCCCACUGCUUCCCCCAUCAGAAUGGAGAGCGAGUGGAACGUUAUUCCCGCAAAGUCUUUGUGGGAGGCCUGCCUCCAGAUAUCGAUGAAGAUGAGAUCACAGCAAGUUUUCGACGAUUUGGUCACCUGUUUGUGGACUGGCCUCAUAAGGCAGAAAGCAAGUCAUAUUUUCCACCAAAAGGGUAUGCAUUUCUCCUUUUCCAAGAUGAGAGCUCAGUACAGGCGCUCAUUGAUGCUUGUAUAGAGGAAGAUGGCAAGCUCUAUUUGUGCGUGUCUAGUCCUACUAUUAAAGAUAAACCAGUUCAGAUCCGCCCAUGGAAUCUAAAUGAUAGUGAUUUUGUGAUGGAUGGCUCACAGCCUCUGGAUCCAAGAAAGACCAUUUUCGUUGGUGGUGUUCCACGUCCGCUACGUGCUGUGGAGCUGGCCAUGAUAAUGGACAGGCUGUAUGGAGGAGUGUGCUAUGCAGGAAUUGACACAGACCCAGAGCUCAAGUACCCCAAAGGAGCCGGGCGUGUUGCCUUUUCUAAUCAACAGAGCUACAUUGCUGCUAUCAGUGCCCGCUUUGUGCAGCUGCAGCACGGAGAAAUCGAUAAACGGGUGGAAGUCAAGCCAUAUGUCCUUGAUGAUCAGCUGUGUGAUGAAUGUCAGGGGACCCGCUGUGGUGGGAAGUUCGCCCCAUUCUUCUGUGCCAAUGUUACCUGUCUCCAAUAUUACUGUGAAUAUUGCUGGGCUGCUAUUCACUCGCGUGCUGGCAGGGAGUUCCAUAAGCCGCUGGUAAAGGAGGGGGGUGACCGCCCACGGCACAUCUCAUUCCGCUGGAACUGAAAGAACACUGUGUCGUCUUGAGCUGCAAAUGUCAUACAGAUAAAUGCACUUUUCUGUUGCUAUUUACUUUUUGAUUUUUCUAUUUUCUUUAAAGAGAUAUUUGAAAAGUUUAUUGAAAUGGGAAAAGAAACUAAGCAGUAAUCCAGUUUACCUCUGUCUCCAGUUCAGAUAUUAUAGAGAGUGCUUUUUGAAAGUUGCAUUUCACUGACCCCCUCAGUUAUGAAUUUCACUUCGAGGAGAUGGAAGAGUCCUAAAUGUGAUGAAAGCAGGCCUGGUGCACAUCAGUCAGUUUGUGAGGGACGAGUAUGCACACUGUUGUUUUGCCGGUGUUUUAUCUGGCAGUGCAACAUUAUGCUGCUUUUACCAACUUCUGACACAUAAUGCCUUUAUAUAAGAGAAAAUACAUGGAAAUCUUAGAGCUUUCUUUUGAGAAAAGGGUGCGCUUAUUUUUGUAUCAGAAAAUUUUUAGUUUAGACGCCCCACUAGUUAACCAAAGCUAGAGCAGAAUUGGCAAGCAAACGACUGCAGCCUGUGGUAUUUCCUUUACCAUCGCCAUCUUCUCCUGACACGAUGCUCACAUUCAGCUUCCCAGAUGGACUUCUUUUUUUUGUUUUCUUCAGCUGUUGGUUUUUCGUUCUCCAUGUCAACACGCAAACCUAAUACCUCAAGCUUUGCUGCUAAGUUUGUGAGUGUGGUGUACAGAGCUUGUCGUUUCCCCUUGUAAGUAAAACAAGAAACAGUCAAAGGGAAAGGCAUCAGCACAAAUUUGAACUUUAUUCAUGCAUUUCCAAUCGCUUUAUUUGUAUGGAUUGAAACACUGGCGGGGUCAGAAAUCAAUGUUUAUUUAUUUUAUUUAAUGAACAAAUUUACAUAUGGUAAAAAAAACAGCAAAAUGAAGACAUGCCAGACCUAGAGAAACAGAAAGAGAUACCAUAAAAGUGCGAGUGGGGCAGCCAAGGGUUUGUGUUGCACUCAUCUGCUCCAUUGUGGCAAAUGGAUAAUGUGUGUAGGGCUGAGAAUUUCAGGCCAUUGCCUGUGCAUGUUUUUCACCCCUGUCAGUACCUUUAUUUAUUUUUAAUAUAUUUAUUUAAUGAAAGAAAACAUACUGACAAAACAUGGCAGAACACGAUGUUACAUGAAGAAAAUAGAUAAGUAAAACCCAAGCACUGUCACCUCUCCAGUGCCAGCUUAAUGGCAGUUAUGCAUGCUGUCGUGUAGUUAAUGUGUGGCAUGUAAUGCACAGUGCAUGCUCUGCAGGUUGGCUUCAAGUAUUUCUGUCCACUUGCCAGUUACUCAGUCCAGUUUGGGCUGCAAUAAAAAGUGUGUGCCCUGCUGCCCAAGCAAGGCACCUCCAGCCAAAGAUGGUUGUGCAGCAGUGAGGCAGGAUGAUAUUUAUUUUCCUUCUGGUGAUGUUCUGAAGGACUCCAGCAAACCAAAGACUGGCCUCAAAAAUGAAGAGCGCACUGGAACAUUAGAUUUUUAAUUUGAGUGUUAAGAGAUAAAAAUGUAUAUAUUUCAGGCAAGGGAGUGUCGACUGUAGUGACGCUAAUAUACAAGAUGCAACACAGACAUAAAACAUGCGCAGGACUGGACUGUGCAGACAUAGAGCUUGUCAGGGACCCGAGUACCCAUAAUACUUCUCAAUUAAAAAUGUGAUCUGUAUCCUUCUGAUGGUGCUUUGCUACCAUCUUCCCAUGGCUUAUGGUAGAAGGUGUGUUGGGUUAAAAUUUUAGUAGUGUAACUUUUGUGAAGAAUUUGCAGUUAAUGACAAAAAAUAUUUUAUACAUGGCCUGCUGAUUUUGGUACAGUGUUUUCUAGCUAAAUUAUUUUGUCAUGCACAUAUAUACAUUUAUUAUGCACUACUUUUCUAUAUCUUUUUUUCCAACAGUCAUUUUAGGCAUAUUUUUUUCACGAAUGAAAAGACUCCUUUUUGCAAUACCUCAAUUUUUCACAUUGUGAAGGGUAGCUUUUGUACUUUUGUUACUGAGAGAUAUCUACAUAUAUGGUAAACUUCAUUUUAAAAAUGCAAUGAUUUUAAUAUAUAUUAUUUUCACCUCCGCUUUUUAUACAUUUCAGUGCUGAGGGAACUUUUUAAAUUAGCAAGCGUGCCACGUGUUGCAGUUUCACUCUGUAGAGGAGAGGAAGCAUAACAAUAAUGCUGUAGAACAUCCUUUAUCUGUUAACAAAAGAAGACGCUGCAUUAAACUAAGAGGAAGAUUUUAAGCUAUCAAAUCUUUUAAAGCAUGAAAAUGAUAAGCGGUUGUUAGAAGCGAAUGUUUGCUAUUUCCUAAUGCAUUCAGCACCUGACUCCAUUCAAGUAACACGCUCUCGGCUCCCUCACCAAUGGUAGCUGACACAGAAAUGCAAAAACAACACAAGUGGUAAAUGUUAGGCUGUAUCUUGUAUCACAAGAAUGGAUGUUAGGUGUUUUAAAUACUUUAAAUUUCAAAUAUAUAUUAUUGAACUGCCAACUAGAUUAUUAUAUUGUAAUCCUUAGCGUGCAUGAAGAAAAUACAGAAAUAAUUAGCUCUUCAGAUGAUUGUUGUGAUCGUGAUACAGACGUGUUUCUAAACUUUAAUUUCUUAAAAACCCCCAUGUGUUAAUCUCUAUGCCUUCUCCAUACACAGACCUCUGCGGAAUGCACAAAUAAAACUCUAAAAUUCUUUGCAGUGCAGGAGCUGAGCAAUGUAAAGGACACUGUUGGAAAGACUUGAUAUUAUACCCCCUUUGUAUUGAAGAACUAGGUGUUUCAUGAAAGGGGAUUUAAGACUUGAAUGUGGUAUAUGUUGCAAGUUAACUUCAAGUUGUUAUGUGCAAUACUUUUUUUUAAAUUUUUUCAGAAAAGAAUCUUUGCAAUGUAAUUCUUUAAUGCCAUUUUUAAUUGCAGACAUUUUAAGAAAUGUUAAUAUGUUUUUCACAGUCAUUUUCUACUGUUAUUGUAAUCCUUUUCAUGCUGGUGUUUGUAAAAAAGAAAAAGGAAAAAAAUCAAAAUAUUUGUACUAAUAUAAAUAAUUGAAGUUAUUUUUAAAACAUUAAAGGUUUUGUGCUCAUUUGCUUAUUUUGUUACUUUAUUUCAAGCUACUGUGAUUGAUAGCAUUGUAAUUAGGUCAAUAAAGUAUUUAGCAGUUUUCUUGGUAUAUUUUUAAUUGGAAUGUAUAAUUCAUUUUUAUAAUUUUGAUCAGAUUUUUGUUAUAUUUUUCAGGUGAAGCUUUUAAAAUGUUAAAGUGUCUAGUUUUUACUAAUUGCUAUAUUGUGCUCAACAAUAUAUGGUUCACAUUUUCAGAAGGAAAAGAUAUUUAAAUAUAUGUCUGUUAAUGAUGUUACUUGAUGGCAAAAUUUCAAGUUUUUAACUGUGUAUGGGAAGGUUGUUGUAUUUAUUAAUAGCAUUUUUUACUUAAGAUAUCACAUUAAUUUUUAUUAUGUCAUUUCACAUUUAUAAGUUCCUAUUUUUGUAUUUUUCUUUCUAAUUAAGUUAUGUAAUAUAAAUAUCAAUUUUUCUAGAGUUGGUCUGUAGAAGUGCUAGUGGAAAAAAUAUUUAAUUGUUUGCAGCCAACUAUUUAUAACAGUAUGCAUAAUUUUUAAAUAUUUGUAAUGUGAAAUGUUGAAUGAAUAAAACUUUUAACUGUGAAA